AUGGAUGAUUACAAGCGUCUCAGUGAAAACCCGUUUGCCGAUCCGAGUUUCACUAGCGUUGGUGGAAACAGCGCUUCGCGCCCACCAGUCUCUACGACUACAGUUCAAGAUCAGGGCCUAGAAGGCUACAAUCCGUUUGGCAAAGACGCCCCAAAAAAUACAGCACCACCAUAUCCAUCUGCCCCAGCACCGCGAUUGACUACAGAUGAGUUGCAACGACGGCAAGAGGAGUUGGAACGACGUGCUGCUGAGCUAUCACGAAGGGAGGAAGAAUAUCGAAGAUUAGAGGAGCAAACAACACGCAAGAACUGGCCUCCACUACCGCGUUUCUGCCCCUGCCACCCUUGUUUCUACCAAGAUAUUAACGUGGAAAUUAAAAUGGAGUUCCGCCGACUCGUCACAAUUGGAUACUACAUUUGGAUUUCAUACGCUGUCCUACUGGCCGUCAAUAUUCUCGGCACGGUGGUCUACCUGACCGCAUCGUCCGAUCCCAGUGGGGGCACACUUUUUGGUGUGUCAAUUCUGAUCUUCAUAUUAUGCGUUCCUCUAUCCUACAUUUGCUGGUUCCGUCCUCUUUAUAAAGCCUUUAACGGUUUGUUAGUGGGCCUGAAUAUAGUGAAGUCGAAUCCAGGCGUCGGUGGCUUUAUUCUUUUCCUGGCCUGCCUCUUCGGCUGCGAACUCGCUGCCUGCGGAUACUAUUUGGUGCAGGUCCAUCGAACCUAUCGUUCGACCGGAGCGAGUUUCGGUAAAGCACGUGAAGAAUUUGCUAGUACAAUGGCUUCUAACCAGAUGGUCCGCAGUGCUGGGAUGUCAGCGGCACGGGAGGCCUUUGUGGGACCACAGUCAGGCGACAAUGCUCGUUACUGA
Messenger RNA from Mesocestoides corti, 867 nucleotides. The record is from the annotation of a GenBank genome assembly. Lineage: Eukaryota; Metazoa; Platyhelminthes; Cestoda; Cyclophyllidea; Mesocestoididae.